UUCUUUGUUUCCCUGUCGUCGUCUCUGAAACACCAAACAAAGAGAUGUGGCGCACCAUUGACGCCCAUCUGAGGUCCGUACGCCUCAUCCCCAAGCUCUCCGCUUAUUCUUCUUCUUCUUCUUCAUCGUCUCUUCUGUUCGCCGCCGGCCGGUCGUUUCUCACUCGCUCGAGUUCGAGCCUCCUCUCGCCGGUGCCGCAGUCUCACUCGAUUACUCUCUGCAGAACCCUAUCCUCCCGCGCUAACGUUAAUUGUUUCUCGAGUGAUUGGUGUAUUGGCCUUGGAAUUCGGCGCUUCGGAAGAUCGAGUUGCGGUUUGGUUGUGUUGGCGAGGUGCAUUACCUCCUCGGUGCACACGUUGGAGUGGAAUGAACCGGUGUCGUGUUCGGAGGUCGGCGAUGGAGGUUUCCGGAGUAUCGGGGAAGGAGUUAGCGAUGGUGAAGGGGAUGAAGUUGAGGAGGAUUCUAGGCCCUCUAUUCCUGUCAGAGCUUAUUUCUUCUCGACUAGUGUUGAUUUGAGAAGCUUGGUGGAUCAGAAUAAAUGCAACUUUAUCCCGCCAUCAUCACGUAUGACGAAUUAUGUUGUCCUUAAGUUCGGCGAUCUUUGUAAUGCGAACACGCUUAGCGCCAGCAUAACCGGCAGUGACUGCUGUUUCAUGGUAGUUUUUCAGUAUGGCUCCAUUGUGCUGUUUAAUGUCCGCGAACAUGAGGUUGAUGGGUAUUUGAAAAUUGUAGAGAAACAUGCAUCUGGAUUGCUUCCUGAAAUGAGAAAAGAUGAGUAUGAGGUGAGAGAGAAGCCUGCUUUGAAUACAUGGAUGGAAGGGGGACUGGACUACAUAAUGCUGCAAUACUUGAAUAUUGAUGGUAUACGUACCAUAGGUAGUGUUCUUGGUCAAAGCAUUGCUCUUGAUUACUAUGGGCGACAGGUUGAUGGGAUGGUUGCCGAAUUCACUGACAUAAACCGUGAAAUGGAAGCAACUGGGAAGUUUAAAAUGAAGAGGAAGAAACUUUUCCAGUUGGUGGGAAAGGCAAACUCGAAUCUUGCUGAUGUUAUUCUCAAGCUUGGACUUUUUGAGAGAUCAGACAUUGCGUGGAAGGAUGCAAAAUAUGCCCAAAUAUGGGAAUAUCUCAGAGAUGAGUUUGAACUAACACAGAGAUUCGCAAGUCUAGAUUUCAAAUUGAAGUUUGUGGAGCAUAAUAUUCGCUUCCUACAGGAAAUUCUGCAGAACAGGAAAUCAGAUUUUUUGGAAUGGCUGAUCAUCGCAUUGAUUGGUGCCGAAAUUCUACUCUCACUUUAUGACAUUAUUCAUAGAUCAGCGGCUAAUCUUUAGCACUGCUUGUUUGCUGAUCCUUGCAUUUUGAUCCGGGUAGUUAUGGUCGGGUUUCUGUGCUCGGUAAGUAUAUCGCCACUGCAAUUUGUAGAAUGUACAUAGCUAUGUAAAUUGGAACGUUCUGCUAUACAACCCCGAUAAUUUAACGAAUUUAAAUUAUCGAACCGCACUCUAAGAGCGCCUGAGUACUUAUAUAGUUUUAGAGUAUUUGAACAGUUCUCCCAAUUCUUUGUUGAAGAAAUGGAUCUUAGUAUUGUCUUUUUAUUUACUUA
Molecule: messenger RNA, 1600 nt
Organism: Momordica charantia (bitter melon)
Lineage: Eukaryota; Viridiplantae; Streptophyta; Magnoliopsida; Cucurbitales; Cucurbitaceae
Product: sporulation RMD1-like protein, putative (DUF155)
Source: RefSeq, a predicted model, not a curated record